GAUACCAGAAACAACCUAGAAAAGAGGACGAAGAUAGGAAGGAUGCUGUUCCUUCCAGCUAAACGGGUUGAGCGGGAUCUGUCAUUCCAUGGAGACACCCUCAUCGUUCCGGUGGUGAGCACGGGAAAUGUCGGCCAGCUCGCGGUGGACCUAUUCCUCAGUUCGGGCAGGGUACAGUCGCCAGCGCUGGUAGAGAAAGUGGGAUACCUCGAAACCGACCGUGUGGCCCCCGCGGCGGGGUACGAGGUCUUCGGCCCCGGCCAGCCGCCCGUUCUGUGCGUCAGCCUCGAGCUGCACCGCUUCGCCAAGAGUGGCGUCACCUUUCUCCAGCAGCGGGGCACCGUGCUGCCGGGAGAGGAACGCUCCUUUGCGGCGGAGCUCGUGGAGUGGGCGCGGGAGUCAGGCUUCAAGGAUGUGCUUGCCCUGACCGGGGCAGACGCUGCUGAGGGGCUGGACCCGACUCCGAUCGGGCGAGGAGCGAUGAAGCGAUACCGCGCAGGAACAUCCGUGGCGGCGUUGGCGCCGCAUUCUCCCGAACCUUGCCCACUGGAAGAGGCGCUAUCGCGGGUGGGGAUAGGGGCAUUCGACGUGGCGGGCGUCAUGCAGGGAGGGUGGCGAAACUUGAUGGCGGCACCAAUGGGGGGUGGUGCUCUGGACGCCCCGGGGGGGGCGGCGGCUGGCGGUGUUGGCCUCGGAGCGGGAGGUGCGGGCGAGGAAGAGGGGGAGGAGGAGUUGGCGCUGGCCACGGCGAUGGUGGGGAAUGAGGCGGCGAUGCCUCCAACCCUCCCUCCCUUGCCUUCCGGCACCGGCGUGGCGGGUUUCCUGUGCACGGAGGCGUCGUCGACAAGAACAGUGGCAGACGGGGAAACGAAGGGACCGACCCCCCCCCUGAUCGUGCUCCUUCGAUUCUGCGGGGAAGGGGACAACACCCCGGAGGCGAUCGAGAUGGCGCAAGCUGUGAACGCCUCCUUGAAGCUACUCCCGGGUGGAGGGGACGGGGAAGGCGCAGCGGAGGUGCGAUGGAGCUCUCCCCUCUCCUGGGCUUCUCUCUACGGCCUCCCCCCCGCUGCCGACGCCUACCAAUAGGGUUUCCAACGGAUCAGCCGGACGUCUAGAAUCCUUGGAAUUGAAUAGCACGGAAGAGGAGGGGUCGUUCGGUAGAGGUUCCGGAACCCUUUUCAAUUCAAUGACGAGGCAAUCAGUGGGAAAAAGUAGCAGCGCUUCGUACCAGGAAGGCUCCCAAAGAUGACACUAUAGCCCUCCUGCCCGACGAACGUACAAGUAGCAGGUGCGAGGCUAUUUCUUGUCGUCUUGAGGCUGGCUUGUUUGUGCCCGCUGUGACUUAGGGCUCAACUCUGUCAGGAGGAGUAGAUGGGGCUUGUUUUAAGACCGUAGACUCUGAUCGCGCCAACUCGACGUUCCGCGGCGAAUCUGUCCAAGCUUUUGUCAAGGCGUAGAGACCGGGCUGGAGAAAGCGUGCGCGUAUUUAGCCAGUAAGGGGGGACAAGGCACGGGGGCAGACACGUCCGGUUGUGGUAAAACGGGCGGCCUUGGCUUUCGCUUGAUGCUGCUGGACAUGGUUACGUAACGUGUUCAAGGCGAAGCACC
Molecule: messenger RNA, 1608 nt
Organism: Ectocarpus sp. CCAP 1310/34
Lineage: Eukaryota; Phaeophyceae; Ectocarpales; Ectocarpaceae
Source: the annotation of a GenBank genome assembly